AUGAUUUUAUAUGAUAAUAAUAAAAUAUCUGUAGUUACUAUUUCAGUAAUUGGUGCAAAUAGAAGAAUGUGUGGAGUUAAAUUCUCAGUUUUUGAUGUUUAGACAACACAAGAAAUAGGUGUUUAUUUACCAACAUCAUAAGGUGAAUGGGAUUUAAGAUCUUUGGAUAAAUAAAAAAUUAAAUCAUCUGUAGAAAAUGUCCCUUUUGCUGAAUUUUUCCUUACUUAAAUUCUUAAAUGUCCAAUCACCACAUAAGUAAUCCUUUUUUAAAUUCUAGAUUCUAUUUAAGAAAAUAUUAAAAGUGGAUACCAAAAAUAAUUAGAUCAAUAGUAAUGAAAUUAAUAAUCGAAAGGCUUUUAUUGAGAGAAUAGAUAAUCUAAUAACAUGGUAAGAAGUAUUAGCUGCUUCUUUAAAUUGA
Paramecium sonneborni is the source of this 418-nucleotide messenger RNA. Lineage: Eukaryota; Ciliophora; Oligohymenophorea; Peniculida; Parameciidae. The record is from the annotation of a GenBank genome assembly.